ACGUUUCAAUCUCCCCCUCCACCUCGGACGUUACGCAGUGCGUGUAACAAAUGAACGCAGUCCGUUUUGCUGAAUCCGGUUCCGACGUGGCGACGACGUCGACGACUGUGCCUCCUGAAUGAUCACCGGGCGCUGAAUGGUAGCAGCUGAGAGACGGGUGUGGAACGAGGGUGGCCAGACCCGGAGGAUUCCUCGCGGUUCUCGGACUAGAAUGUUCCUCUCGAUGUACCCCCAAAAGCGGAUGACCACCUCCCAACAAUCCUACAUUGAAAACUUUCAGCUCUGCAAUUGACGCGGGGGUGUUAUUGAGCCUUUUAUCCACCAGCAGAUCCGAGAUCAGACGUCAUGCAGGUGCUAAAUGUGGGCCAUCCGAAAUGACCUGACGCGGUUCGUGGUGCCAUGCCAGCCCCGCACUGACAGCUGCCGGAGACCCAAGACACUGGGCCUGUUGUUUGGUUAGAAAUCCGUGAGCUAGCCGCAAAGAAGCUGGUGCAAUGACUGGCCGCGCUGUCCACAACAUUGUCCGCAGUCUAUGCUAAGUCUAUGGGUCCUGCUUGACUCGCACUAGCGCUGCGAGGCUGCCGUCGCUUCCACAUCUGGACCACCUCCUGAGGCCUGCUCGAGCAGUCGCUCAACUUGUAUGUUUAAAGGGAAGCGAUUGACAUUAUUCCGGGGGUGUCGUUUUCAGGGAGGGGAAGAACCAGCGCCUGGACCGGCUGACUGUUCGCAUCCCACUCCAGACAUGGAUUUGGCGUGACUAUGUUACGCUCUUAAAAGGCGACGCAGCGGUGAUAUUGCUUUCUUCUCACUACAUUGGCUGCAUUUUGACGCCUGACUCUAGACAGAGUGAAAGUGGAGUAUUGGCCGUCGCACGUAUCAACGCAGUGGGAUUUCUACGUCUGGUCGGCGUUUCCUCCCACCCUUCCCGCGGUGACGGUUAUGGGUCGGAAGCGGUGUGUCGGUGCAGAUUGUUCCAAGAUGGCGGCCGGGUGCUGCGGGGUGAAGAAGCAGAAACUGUCGGGAUCGCCCGGAUCAGGGGGUCCCGGCGGGGUGGGGGCGGGAAGCGGGGUGGCAGGAACCGGGCAUUGUGGGUCGGAGUUGGGGAUUGGCUCGUCUGCGACAGUUGCAUCGGCGAACGUGAGCAGAGCGAACGGCCUAGGGGGACCGGGGGGAAACGUUAGCAGCAGCGGCAGCAGCAGCAGCAGUAGUAGUAGCAGCAGCAGCAGCAGCGGCACGAACGCUCUGUCCCCAACACCGACUGGUUACACCUCAUCCGGUCUUUCCCCGAACCUCAGUCCAGGAUCCGGCUCGGGAAGUGGAGGCAGGAAAAUGGUGGUGUCUGCGGAGAUGUGCUGCUUCUGUUUUGACGUGCUUUAUUGUCAUCUGUACGGAUACCAGCCUCCCAGAACACCCAGGUUUACAAACGAUCCCUACCCGCUGUUUGUCACAUGGAAAAUAGGAAGAGACAAGCGGUUGAGGGGUUGUAUAGGUACAUUUUCUGCCAUGAAUCUGCACUCAGGACUCAGGGAGUACACCCUUACCAGUGCCCUUAAAGACAGCCGCUUCCCCCCCAUGACAAGGGAUGAGCUGCCUCGCCUCUUCUGCUCAGUGUCUCUUCUCACCAACUUUGAAGACGUCGGUGAUUACCUUGACUGGGAGGUGGGUGUUCACGGUAUAAGGAUUGAGUUUUUCAAUGAAAAAGGAUCAAAGCGCACCGCCACCUACCUGCCAGAGGUUGCUAAGGAACAAGGAUGGGACCACAUUCAAACCAUAGAUUCCUUACUACGAAAGGGAGGUUACAAAGCUCCCAUCACAAAUGAAUUCAGGAAGACCAUUAAGUUAACCAGGUACCGUAGCGAGAAGAUGACAAUGGCUUACUCCGAUUACAUAGCCCACCGCCAGCACCAUCACUACCAGAACGGCAUCGGGCACCCUCUACCACCCUACAACCAUUAUUCCUGACAGCGAGCCGCAUGACCAAUCAUUGGACCUCUCUGCUGACCUUUUCCCAGGAGAACCUGCCCCCUCCUGGUCUAGCUAUUUCUACUACUGUACCAUUUUAUGAUGAUUGUUUCCGUUGCCAUGCUGGUGGUCUGCCAUGGCAACGGGUUCUGUGACACAUCAUUUGAUCAUGGCGAGGGACCACCGUCUCUGCCUGUGGUUAAGUUUUUGCAGCAGAUGUAACCCCUUCACUCACGUUCUGUUUCUAUAACCCGCACUAGAACAUGAGUCUAGUGUUUUUCCUACCAAUUGAAUUAGAUCAGAGUCUGUGGAUGGAAGUCUCUAACAACAGUUUGUAUUCCGCCAGCAUAUUUUGGUUUUCCUAACACGACUAAAAUCCUUCUUCGAAACAUAUAAUAAGGUCUUCAAUUCUGGAAGCGUAUAUCUUCUGAUUCCUCUGAAAAAAAGUAGAAAAAGAUUUAAAAAAGAAAGGUUGAACCUUCGAGGUGAACUCUUUAAGUGUUGUAUUUGGAUCUAUUCAUGUGUACUGGGAUUCUCCAAAGUUUAGAUUUUAAGGUUGUGGUGCUCUUGGGCCACGUGGCUGGUCAUUUUUAUUGUUUGAGCUCACAAUUGUGUGUGUUUCUGUGUGGCCCACUUAUAAACAACCCAUCGGAAAUUGGAUUUGAUGGAUAAUUUAAAGCAACAACGGAGCUAGUUGGAAGGCUCCCUUCAGUACUUUAGUUUUCAAACCUAUGAGGGUGUUUGCUCGGGGCGUGCAUCCGUGUUCCAUUUGUUUUGUCCGAUUCAAGGCAACAGCAGCGGAAGCCAUUUUGUCUGAGGGCAGUGAUGUCCGUGCAGACGACUCACGAUUGGAGUCAGUGUUCUGUUUCUCUGCUCGAAAACCUAAAACAGGAAGCUCAAGAUUUUAUUGUCGUGCACGGUUUGUUUCUGUGUGCAGGCAGGAAGUCACAUGACAGGGAAAUGCUAUACUUGAAGCCAUAUUCUCUCAUGUUUAAUUCCACCUCUCCUCACCUCUCGUCUGUGUAUAAGUAGAAACAAUGUCUCGCACCUCAGAUUAUAGCGAACCAUUACACAAUGUAUUGAAAUAGUUGCCGUGAAUGAAGACGCACAAAGAAGUGAUCUAAUGAACGUGUUUGUUUUGCAUGUCGUGGUAGGAUUUAGAGCGUUAAGAGCAGCUGCGAGGGUCGAGCUCUCCAAGCUGCCGCCGUCACCCCGAGACCCUUCUGACCUGUGUGUGGAAGAGUUCUGAGGCCUGUUUUGUCAGCUGUGGAGUGAAUGAGCUUGUUGGAAUAAGCUAGUUUCCAACCAAAUGUCUCAGUGGUGGUGCAUCUUGGAGGCACUCGGCUCAGCAGAAUGUCACCAAGUGUCGUGGAUCGUCGGUCGCUAGUUGUGUUCUCGAGCUCUUAACUGGAAACGUUGUGUUCAGAGGUUCUUGUUACUUGACCAAAUCAUUCUUUCUGUAACAGCCUUUACUAACUGACAGGUUAUUUUUCAUUUAUGCAAAAAGAAAAAAAAAACGUCAAGGGCUUUAUGGCACUCCAUCCACAGUCACCCGAAAUGACCCAGAUUUAAGUUGUGUUGCCUUAAAUGAAUGAUUUAUUGAACAGUGGAGCGGGAGAAGCAGCUGGCUGUCGCUCACGUGUGCUCGGUCUGACCUUUAAGAGGCCUGUCUCAUACUGUCAGCACCUGCAUAUUGAGAUCUCGGGACGGCCGCGCGGCUUCUCCUGGGCCAUUCGAUACAGCACAACCUGAAUUCUACUGCUGCAAAACCAAAUUGACCAUGCUCUUUUACAUGUCUUUGUAUACACAUGCAACGUAUUGCAUGUGGGUAUGAGUAUGAGACCUAUGGUUUUAUCCAUGAUGUAUGCUUGAUGUAUGGCUUCGACACUCUUAAGAGAUUCACACGACAAAUAUGGUGCUAUCUGACCUCAUAUUGGGGUGGUCACAUCUCGUGACUGGUCAUGCGGACUCAUCGAUCAUAUCACACUUAACGCCGCAUGUGAGGUUCUCUCUUCGCACUGCCGCUGUGACACUACUCGCGGCGGCCGAAGGAGGGUCACCCACGCAAACGUAGCCUCAGCUUGCAAAGUCUAAGUUCGGGUGAUGAUAUUUUAGUGUCGGUUCCCUAUGGGAAAAUGGGCAUUCUUCAGAGUAUAGACAGCGGAGGUGUCACAGGGGCUAUGGAAUGUACUGUUAAUGGCCGCCGGCACAGUGGAUGCUGAGGAGCGAACCUCACAUGCUUGACUCUCCUUGAUAUAUGCAGAUAUCUGUUUUACAGGUGUUUUAUUUUUGUUGUACCUGUGCAAGUCAACACACUGCAGGUUUGAAAGGACAAGAAGUCAAACAUGACCCUCUUUUGCAUUCCCCCCCACCUGUGGCCAAGAGUCCAUCCAGUGUGACUGUCAGCAGAUUGCAGUAUGUAGACCUUGUCUCCUCAACUAUAGAGGGCGGACGCCGCUGCUUACCGCAGCGCCUCCGUCCUCUUUCUCCAGCUGCUCGGAGGGUGUGUCGGCCUGCGAACAGGCUGAUCUGACUGCUCUCUCACAACAUAGAAGGUGUGCAUCUCAAUGCAAAGCGAUGCAGGGUUAUAAUGCAGGCUGCGUGUGGACUGAUAAAACUAUUUCAAAGCAUUGAUACCUCAUGGGGUGUUGUGGAACAGCUAGUAGUUUGUUGUAGCAGAUAGUCUUGGUUCCAUAACCAGGGUGAGAGUUCGGCCCCAGCAUUCCUGGCGUGGUCUUCUGUGGUGGAGUGCUGGAGCUUGCGUGACCAUGUACGAUUGAACCAAAGAUGCCGGCGGCCAUGCCCAAGUGCUGCUCUCCAGGCCUGGCUUCCUGUCCUUCCAAAAAAAAAAAAAAAAACACCCCUGCAAUUGACAAGAUGUUCUUUACGUUCUUCUUAUGUGCAAAGUUUUCUCACUUGUUUUGACCUUCGGAGCAACCCAAUAUUUCAAUGAAUUUUCAUUGAUCCUGUCUCUGAUGCUGUUCAAUGCAUCGAUGAUGGUUUGACAUGGUUGCUAGUUGUUGUUACUUGUUUUAUUUUUUAUUAUUAUUGUUAGUAUUGCUAUAAUUUACAAAAAUGAAAAUCCCAUGGUGUGCCUCCUAGCUUUAUGGGUUUAUAAAUGUUUUUUCCCUGAAGACCAGCAGUUAUACUUUGUAUAAAAGAUGGAUUUUUUUCCUUAUUUUUUAUGCCAUUAAAAAAGAUUAAAGGCC
Messenger RNA from Synchiropus splendidus (mandarinfish), 5171 nucleotides. It is a transcript of the gene ammecr1, whose product is annotated as AMMECR nuclear protein 1. The coding region runs from base 940 to 1962 and encodes 340 amino acids. NCBI's taxonomy places the organism in Eukaryota, Metazoa, Chordata, Actinopteri, Syngnathiformes, Callionymidae. The transcript is spliced from 6 exons. The record is from RefSeq and is a predicted model, not a curated record.